AACAGUUCGGAGGGUCAGGAUGCGGAGGGCUCAAUGUCACACAGCUUUACCAGCGGACACACGGCCAGGAUCAGCUGUUAAAUCAUAGCAGUCGUUACAUCUGGAUAAUUAGGACAAUCUACAGAGAGGCAAAGAGAUUCUCAAGAGCCCCCCCCCCCCCCCCCCCCUCCUCCUCCUCCUUCCUUGUCAGACACCCACUGCUCCACAAUGUCCACCCAUAUGUGUAGACUGGUGGAGUUGAUGAUGCACUCUGCUUGCUGUCAUACCAUCAGAAGUAGAUCAUGUUUGCGUAAGGCAGUGUUGGUUCCUUUGGGUCCCUCUAGCCUCAGUGUUCCUGGAGCUCCCAUCCUUCACAGGCGGACCUACAGCCUGGACUCUCUCUCCUCAGGCCCUGGUCGGCCCACACUUGGUACAAGCUCCCAGCAGCCCCGUGCAGAGAGGACAUCCCCCUCCUUAGCACUCGCACACAGGAAGCUGUCUGCUGUGGCUGUACAAGGCCAACGGCGUCGUCUGUGCCUUUAUGACUUCCUGGACCUUGGGGAGGUAGAGGAGAAUGUACGCCGUGCUCAGUCCUGUAAAAAACACAGACACAUCAUAGUGGACCCAGAGCUGGCUAAGCUGGUAACAGAGCACCUGGGACCUGACCUCCAGGAUGCUAAAACUGUUAUCUUUGACUGUAACCCAGGUCCUGGUGUGAUGACUAAGACAAUGCUUAAUGCUGGCGCUCAGAGAGUUGUGACUCUUGAGAGUGAUAAGUCAUUUGUACAGGAACUACAGGAGUUGGAAGGUCAUCUUGAUGGUCAGCUGGAAGUGGUUCACUGUGACUACUUUAAACUGGACCCCAUCGGCACUGGAAACCUCAGACCCCCUGUCAUGUUCACUGACAAGCUUUUCACUGACCUGGGAAUAUCAGAAGCUAACUGGACUGAUGAUGUCCCGGUGAAGGUGUUUGGCAUCCUGCCCCAGCGAAAUGAGCGCAGCCUACUGCUGAAGAUGGUUUACGCUUUGUUUGAACGGCUAUCUGUCUACAGAUAUGGAAGAAUAGAGCUCAACUUCUUUAUGAGCGAGAGGGAAUACCAGAAACUGGUGGCGCGUCCAGGUGAAAUGAGGUACUACAGAGCCUUUGGUGUCCUCUGGCAGAUGGCAUGUGAUAUUGAACUACUGCACAAGGAGCCUUGGGAGUCGUUUGUGACCCCUUCAAGACAAAGUGCACCUUCUACAAAAGGCCUUCUUCCCAAUGAUUACCUGUGCCUGGUGCGUCUGCGUCCACGGGCUGAUCUGUUCUCUGCAGGCCUCACACCCUCCAAUGCCUCCACUCUGCUGAUGAUGGUCAAACAGUGUCUGGCAAAGAGGAAGGUCAAGCUGAUUGACAGGCUUAAUCUCUGGUCACCAGAUAGUGGGAGUAAAUUGUUAUCAGAAAUGGAAAUGCCAGAGGACAUCCUGACAGGCCACGUAUAUCCAGAGGAAUAUCUUCGACUGUUCCAGCUGAUGGACAAGAGCCAGGAGUUCACACAGAGCUGGCUUUAUGAAGAGAUCCUGGAGAAUACACAGAGAGAGGGAUGGGGCUAAAGUAUAUAUGUAAGGAAAUGUGCAUAGAUUUAUUUAAUCAAAGACAAAAGAAGUCCAUGCAAACACAUGUAUAAUAUAUUGACUGUAAUAUAAAUAAGAAAUGAAUAUGUCUGGUAUGAAACAAGGACAGAGAAAACACAUACAUAAAGUUACAAAUAUCCAUGAAAACACAAUGUAAUAAGAAAAAUGUUCAUGAAAUGGACGCAGCAGAAUAACUUGACUGUAAAAAUACUUUUGUUACCUCACAUCAUACACUUCUGUUUGGAGUGACUGAAAUGAUGGAAAUGCUUGUGUUGUUACUGUACUUUAAAGAAAUGGAGGAACAGCUUGAGAUGAUCCUCUGUGAUGUCCUUAUCUGGGAUUUCCAUGAAUUGAGAUUUCAGCCAAAGAGUCAGCAGUAAAAGUGGUUCUUUCUGGGCCCGCACUUUUGAUUUGUGAAAAUACUUUUUGUCUGAUUGCCAGCAGAAGAAAAGUUUGCUUGUAAAAUGAAAGGAUUUAAAAGUUGCCUAAUAAAUGUCAUUAUAAUAAUAAUAA
Molecule: messenger RNA, 2103 nt
Organism: Scomber scombrus (Atlantic mackerel)
Lineage: Eukaryota; Metazoa; Chordata; Actinopteri; Scombriformes; Scombridae
Gene: tfb2m
Product: transcription factor B2, mitochondrial
Exons: 10
Coding region: 208-1569 (453 amino acids)
Biological process (GO): rRNA methylation; transcription initiation at mitochondrial promoter
Cellular component (GO): mitochondrial matrix
Molecular function (GO): mitochondrial transcription factor activity; rRNA (adenine-N6,N6-)-dimethyltransferase activity
Source: RefSeq, a predicted model, not a curated record